UUCCUUUAAAAUGCAUCCGAUUGCACAAGAGAGACGCCAGUCCACGAAUUAGCCGUGUGGUAGGUUGACCGCGAGCUGUCGAAGCGAAGCUUUCACGCGAGUUGUGCACAAUUUUGACGGCGCUCAGCCUUCCUCCCGCCCUCAUCAUCGCCCCCAUCGGACCGGACUAUCCUCUCCGGCAUGACUCGGUCGACAGGAAUGCAGCACCAGUUUGCAUGAGCAUCUGGACGAUAUAUUGCCAUAUUGGAUUUAUUCUGAGAACUUUUCACAUUGGAUGUUGCGCUGGUGUCGUGCUCAGAGAAGCGCCUGACUCGAACCGGUUUUGCAGAAGAUAUUCACGCAAGGUUAUGCAGCCGCUAUAGCAGCCCACGUCAGGGAUCGCUGCUGGUUCCUCCUCGGAGCUUUCAUUGUUGCCGGCUCGUCCCAGCAGCUUGUGUGCAGGCAAGGGGGCGAAGAUGGGACUGCCCGCCCUAGAGUUCAGUGACUGCUACCUGGAUAGUCCGCAAUUCAGGGAAAGACUCAAGUCCCACGAACUGGAGCUGGACAAGACCAGCAAGUUUAUCAAGGAGCUCAUCAAGGAUGGCAAGGCGCUCAUCCAAGCGCUCAAAAGUUUGUCUACGGCCAAGAGGAAAUUCGCCGACUCUCUCAACGACUUUAAAUUCCAGUGCAUCGGGGACGCCGAGACGGAUGAUGAAAUAUGCAUAGCCAAGUCGCUUCAGGAAUUUGCAGCUGUUCUCCAAAACCUGGAGGAUGAGCGGACACGCAUGAUUGAAAACGCCAAUGAUGUGCUCAUUAUGCCUCUGGAGAGGUUCAGGAAAGAGCAAAUCAGUGCAGCUAAGGAAGCUAAGAAAAAGUACGACAAAGAGACAGAGAAGUAUUGCGCGGUACUAGAGAAGCAUCUGAGUCUUUCUGCAAAGAAAAAAGAGUCACAUCUGCAUGAAGCCGACAACCAGGUGGAUACCGUGCGGCAGCAUUUUUAUGAAGUUUCUUUAGAGUAUGUCUUCAAAGUGCAAGAGGUCCAAGAGAGAAAGAUGUUUGACUUUGUGGAGCCUUUGUUGGCCUUCCUCCAAGGCCUCUUCACCUACUAUCACCAUGGUUACGAGCUGGCAAAGGAUUUCAAUCACUUCAAGACGGACCUCACAAUCAGCAUCCAGAAUACGCGGAACCGUUUCGAGAGCACGAGGUCCGAGGUGGAGAGUCUGAUGAGGAAGAUGAAGGAGAAUCCGCAUGAGCAUAAGAGCAUCAGUCAGCAUACCAUGGAGGGAUAUCUGUAUGUGCAGGAGAAGCGCUCCUUUGUGUCCUCCUGGGUGAAGUACUACUGCACGUACCACAGGGAGCCAAAGCGGGUCACCAUGGUCCUGUUUGACCCCAAAUCGGGGGGCAAAACUGGUGAGGAGGAGAGCUUCAUCCUCAAGUCCUGCACCAGAAGGAAAACAGACUCCAUUGAAAAAAGAUUUUGCUUUGACGUGGAAGCUGUGGACAGGCCGGGAAUGAUCACAAUGCAGGCUCUGUCAGAGGAGGACCGCAGAUUGUGGAUGGAGGCCAUGGAUGGUAGAGAGCCAGUGUACAAUCUCAACAAGGACAACCAUACGGAAGGCAUGGCCCAGCUGGAUGUGAUUGGGUUCAACGUGAUGAAAAAAUUCAUUUAUGCAGUGGAGACGAGAAGUAUUGACGAGCAGGGCUUGUACAGAAUCGUUGGCGUCAGCUCUCGAGUGCAGAAACUAUUGAGCCUCGCCAUGGAUCCGAAGACAUGCGCUGAUGUGGAGCUGGAAAACCCCGAGUGGGAAAUUAAGACCAUCACCAGUGCUAUCAAGCACUAUCUCAGGGUGCUCCCUGCACCUCUCAUGACAUAUCAGUAUCAGAGAAGUUUCAUCAAGGCUGCAAAGUUGGACAACCCCGAGGCCAGGGUGACAGAAAUCCACAGCCUGGUGCACCGACUGCCUGAGAAGAACCGGCAGAUGUUGGAGAUGCUCAUGAAACAUCUGUCCAACGUGGCCAGUCACCACCAGCAGAACCUGAUGACCGUUGCCAACCUGGGCGUGGUUUUCGGACCGACUCUUCUCCGUCCGCAGGAAGAGACAGUGGCAGCCAUCAUGGACAUCAAGUUCCAGAACAUCGUGGUGGAGAUCCUCAUUGAGCACCGCGAGAGGAUAUUCAAAGACGCACCUGCUGGAGGUUUAAGCAACUCUCAACUCAACCAAUCCAGAAGAAGAAGCACUGAGAGUAAAGCUCCGUCCUGUAUUGAAAGACCUCUCACGCUCUUCCAGACACCAACACAUUCCGUCAAAGGGGAGAAGAGAAACAGCAUCGUCAACGAGCCGCAGCAAGCUGUGUCAUCCUCGGCCAACUGCAACAGCAGCGGUAGCAGCGGCAGCGGCAGCAGCAGCAGCAGCAGUAGCGGCCAAAGUCUAACGCCCCGACACAGCCUGAUCAGCAACGAUGGCGAGCAAGACACCAAGCACAUCCGUCCCAGCUCACUGUUGCACCCCAAAAACCGCAGCAGCAUACCAGUCUGUGCAUUAUCCUCCAGUCCAAACUCACCACGGUCUCCAUCGUGGCCCAUGUUCUCAGCGCCGUCCAGUCCGCAGCCCGUUUCUUCGGCGUCCAGCGACUCCUCCCCGAUCAGCAUUUCCGGCAAGCGAGCUCGGGCACUUUACGCCUGCAAAGCGGAGCACGACUCGGAGCUGUCCUUCAUUGCUGGGACUAUCUUUGACAAUGUUCACGCCUCCAGGGAGCCAGGCUGGCUGGAAGGGACGUUGGAUGGUCGAAUAGGACUGAUUCCUCAGAACUAUGUGGAAUUUCUAUAGCGCACCGAGUGAACUGGAGGACCACACUGGUCUGAGACGAGAUCAAACUGGACUGCAAGCGCAGGGGGGGGGGGGGGACCAGACUUGAUAAUAGACACGAGUGGGAAUUCACCUUUUCUUUUUUGGGAGUUGAUGAGACGCAUGCAGACUUUGGCGAGAUCUCGGAAUUGCACUGGAGGGAGCCGCUGCGGUUCCAGCUGUUAUUGGAUUAGUUUGGGUGGCUUCCCAAGUCCUUGCAAAGACGAUGCGCUAAUGAGCCUGGAAUGUGUGUGUGUUGUGUGCGUGUGUGUAAGUGAAUGAACCGAUUAUAUGUGAGCUUGUUUCUCCCCUUCUGUCUUCUUUUGAACUGCACUGACAGCUUAUCAAGAUCUUCCCGCAGAUGUCAAAUACAAUUUGAAAUGUCCUGUCACAUUGGAUUAGAUUACAGACCCCCCCCACACUCACACACACCUCCUGCCAACAAGGUCAAGAAGAUUUUUUUAAAAUGACUAUUCUUUCCACAAGCAUAAACCUGGAUAAUAUUUGAGGCAGUCAGGUCCUCAGGCAGAUGGGUGCAAAGUAAUCCUACCCCCCCCUCGGGGAGAUGAGUGUGAGGUAACACUUACGCAAGUUCAUCCAAAGGUCAGUUAAUGUUCACCCCUUCUAGGCCGUGGGUAAAAAAUGUGAACAAUUUCAAAACAAGUGGUAUAUAGUAAUAGUUUUUUCCUCCACUUCCAAAUAUGCACAAUAACUUGUACAGUCACUCAGGGUGAUUUUUAGUGAGCAAAUUGCCAAGCUGCUGCUUUCUAGCGUGCUUUCCCAAAUUUGUACUUUUUCUGAUCUUCAGUCAAAGUUUCACAGAAAACUCUCCAAAAUAUUUGGUUCCUCCCCAUGUACAUUGUCGGUGUAGCUAGGAUGGUUUCUUGGGAGUUUCAAAACAAAGCGUCAAUGUGAAAUGAGACUACUUUUAUUUAUGAGACUCUCUUGUAAUCUGAAGUGAGGUGUUUAACUUUGUACAGAUAUAAUUAACUUGCAUAUUGAUGAUUUUUUUUUUUGGAAGUUUGAAAUUUUUAUAUUUGUGUUCCUAGCAUACUAACUUAAUUCUUCUAUUCCAGCUUUGAUGCUCAGAUUUUCUUUUGUAUCGUUGAAGUUUAAUUACAGCCUUAAAAAGUGAUGGAAUUUGAGGAUUAAAGAUUAAUGGAAGAGUU
This is a messenger RNA of Syngnathus acus (greater pipefish), 3994 nucleotides long. Its product is annotated as rho GTPase-activating protein 26-like. The record is from RefSeq and is a predicted model, not a curated record. Gene Ontology annotation, molecular function: protein binding; GTPase activator activity. The transcript has 25 exons. Gene Ontology annotation, biological process: signal transduction. Lineage: Eukaryota; Metazoa; Chordata; Actinopteri; Syngnathiformes; Syngnathidae. Bases 456 to 2807 code for a protein of 783 amino acids. Gene Ontology annotation, cellular component: cytoplasm.